AUGCGUGCAUUACGUGCCAUUCAUAGAUUUUUCUACCUGACUGUGGCCUUGUCUGAGACCAAUGCGCUGGCGUUGCGGUCGCAGGACGUCCUUGCGCCGUUGUCUCCCAACUCGCAGGUUCCACUGGAGGACUCAAUCGCACCAUCGGAGCAGCUACCCCUUCCUGCUCCGGGCGAGCCUGACGAACCCAUCGGGUCCAUUGCCCGCACCUAUGAGGAUUUGCUGGACGCCCUCAAUGUGAUGCAGGAUAGCUACUUCGAACUUUGGCAAGGCACUUGGCCAACUAGUAUCGAUUGGACUGCUGCCGUGCUAGGUACUCAGGUCUCCGCCACUCUCUCCUCGCUGUCCUCCACUGCGGGAGAUGUGCUGCCGGAUUCUCUUUCACCGGAUGCUGGAAGGGAUCUCAAACAGCCGGCACUCAUCAAAGAGUAUGCGUCGGGAUUCGAGAAUCUCAUCAACCAUUAUUUUGACCAAACAUCGGCAUUCUACUAUGGUGAAGAUUCCUUUGCUGUAAGAAACCAGGCGUUUGAUGAUAUGCUGUGGGUUGUGCUGGGCUGGUUGGAGAACAUUAAGUUCCAAGUGUUGCACACCGACCUGCAUUACGAUGAUCCGUCCUCGCCCAACGGCACAGCGAAGCUGCGCUGGCAUGGAACCCAGUUUCAAUCCCCGGCGGCUCAUCGAGCACGUGUGUUCUACGGGCUUGCAUCCGGGGGCUGGGACGUGUCUCUCUGUGGUGGCGGGAUGAUCUGGAGCCCUUACCUGACGCCUUACAAGAAUGCCAUCACCAAUGAGCUGUACAUCUCAGCUAGCGUCGGGAUGUAUCUUUACUUCCCCGGAGACGGCAUCAAUUCCCCCUUCAUGGAAACCGCCGUGGACGAUGAGAACUGGUCCGACGGAUAUCCCCACGAUCCUGCUCAUUUGCAGGCCGCCAUUGAGGGGUAUUCGUGGCUGAAUGCGUCGAACAUGACUGGUGCCGAUGGUCUCUAUGCAGACGGCUUCCACAUCAACGGGUGGAAGAGUGCUGAUGAUCCUGGCACGGGCAAGUGCGAUGUUUUAAACACCAUGGUAUAUACAUACAACCAGGGAGUGAUCCUUAGCGGGCUAAGGGGACUUUGGUUAGCUACUGCUGUGCAGCAGUAUCUCUCUGACGGGCACCGCUUGGUCAACAAUGUGAUGCUGGCUACGGGAUGGCCUGGCAAGAAUAGUCAGCAGUGGGCAGGGCUUGGCCGUGGAGGUGUCUUGGAAGAUGCAUGCGACUCUUCCGGGGACUGCUCCCAGAAUGGGCAGACCUUCAAAGGGAUAUUCUUCCACCACCUCGCCGAGUUCUGCCGAGAUAUCCGGCCGCAGGAACUGCGUUUCCUGGCCAGCGCGAACCGGACAGCUGACGGAGAAGACGGCUGGGAGUAUGUAUACGAGUGGCACCAAGCACGAUGCCGAGCAUACCGCCCCUGGAUUGAGCACAACGCCAAUGCGGCUCUCUUAACCAAGAAUGACGAUGGCAAGAUCGGAACGUGGUGGGGAAACAACACCGCCACCGCCGUGAGCCCUCUGCCGCAGGGGGCUAUCGACUAUCAAAACUAUGGGGCGCAAGCUGAGGGCUCGGAGCCGUUGAUGGGACUUCUCCGCAGCCGUGGCUCUAAGAAUCCAAGCGAUGAGGCGAUGGGACCUGGGUCCCAGAGAAAGCCGCAGCGCGGGGGAGCUGCAUCCAAGUGGUCGGGCUUCACUGGAUCGGACGAUGAGGCGAAAGACCCCAACGAUCGCGGCCGCGGGCGCACUGUCGAGACACAGUCAGGAGGUGUAGCGGUGCUGCGGGCAUUGUACCAGUGGAAGACGACGGCGUCUCUUGCAUGA
Molecule: messenger RNA, 1851 nt
Organism: Aspergillus sclerotioniger CBS 115572
Lineage: Eukaryota; Fungi; Ascomycota; Eurotiomycetes; Eurotiales; Aspergillaceae
Product: putative glycosyl hydrolase
Exons: 1
Coding region: 1-1851 (616 amino acids)
Source: RefSeq, a predicted model, not a curated record